Molecule: messenger RNA, 1934 nt
Organism: Melospiza georgiana
Lineage: Eukaryota; Metazoa; Chordata; Aves; Passeriformes; Passerellidae
Gene: MFRP
Product: membrane frizzled-related protein
Exons: 13
Coding region: 6-1802 (598 amino acids)
Molecular function (GO): protein binding
Source: RefSeq, a predicted model, not a curated record
CUGCCAUGAAAGACUUCACCGAAAUCACGCUCUGCCCCGAGGCCCUGGACGGCAGCAAGACCGAGUUCUGCAACCCCGUUUUUGAGGGCGAGGAGCCCCGGGCGGCACCGAGCGCGGAGCACCCGCCGGACAAGGAUGGGAGCGGCCCCGCAGCGCGCCGGGACGGCCUCGGGCAGCAGCUCUGGGCACAGGUGGGCUGGAGGUACCGCGCCGACUGCAAGUUCACCUGGCUCUGCGUGGCUCUGAUGAGCGCCAUCCUGCUCUUCCUCAUCGCCCUCCUGCUCGGCAUCCUCAUCCACCAGCUGACAUCCCCACCUCCAGCCGGAGCCACGGCCCUGCCCGCCCGCGGCGCUGCCACCACCGCCACAGCGCCCAUCCGCAGGGACCCCCCGGCCCCCAAAACCGCUGCCACCCCAACCGAGAGCUGGCUGCCCACGGCCCGCACGGCAGCGCCGGCCUGCGGAGGGACCCUGCGCGGCCCCGAGGGCUCCUUCAGCUCCCCCAACUACCCCAGCCCGUACCCCCCCAACGCCGUCUGCAUCUGGCACAUCGAGGUGGGCGCCGGCCUCGCCAUCCAGCUGAGGAUGGAGACGUUCAGCGUGGAGGGCACGGCCUCCUGCCUCUUCGACCGCCUGGAGCUCUACGAAGAGCUGGGCACCGCUGGCACUGCCCCCGCCCCAGCCCGGGGCAGCCCGACCAGGUUUUGUGGCAACGUGCCCCCCCCGACCUUCAACACCAACUCGAACCGCCUGCGGGUCACCUUCGUGUCCGACAGCAGCGUGGGCGCCCAGGGCUUCAGCGCCCGCUACCGAGCCGUGGCCCCCGCCGAGAAGAGCUGCGCCUGGGACGAGCACCUGUGUGACCGGGGGCUGUGCCUCCAGCUGGGCUUCGUGUGCGACGGCUUCCACGACUGCUCGGACGGGAGCGACGAGGCCAACUGCAGCCUGAAACACAAAGAAUGUGGGGGGCCGCUGACCGCCUUGGAGGGGCAGCUGUCCACCCCGAACCACCCGCAGCCAUACCCGCACCAGCAGCUGUGCCUGUGGCAGAUCUCGGUGCCCCUGGGCCACGUCAUCGAGCUGCGCUUCCACAACUUCAGCCUGGAGUCGCACGAGGACUGCAGCUUCGACUUCGUGGAGGUGCACGACAGCGCGGGCACGGGCACUGCCAGCCUCAUGGGCAGAUUCUGUGGCCACCAGGUGCCACCCGCCCUGACCUCCUCGCGGCACGUCAUGACCGUGCUCUUCGUGGCAGACGAGGGAGUUGCAGACGAGGGGUUCUUUGCCACCUACCAAGCCCGCAAUGCCACAGAGAAGACCUGCAGCCCUGCCGAGUUCUCCUGUGGGAACGGCGAGUGCCGGGCGCUGGAGGCCGUGUGUGACGGCUGGCACGACUGCCCCGAUGGCACUGACGAGCUGAACUGCACCGGGGUGUCCUACCCGGCCUUCGGGUCUGUCUGCGAGCCCGUGGAGGUGGAGAUGUGCCUGGGGCUGGGCUACAACGCCACCUCCUUCCCCAACAUCUGGCUGGCCAUCCCGGACCAGGCGGGAGCCGCCGAGGUGCUGCAGGACUACCAGACGCUGAUGGAGCUGGCGUGCUACCAGCACCUCCGCCCGCUCAUCUGCAGCCUCUUCGUGCCCAAGUGCACCCCGGACGGGGGCGUGCUGCAGCCGUGCCGCGCCGUGUGCCUGGCGGCCGAGCUGCGCUGCCGGCAGUCCCUCGGCCUCCUCGGCAUCCUCUGGCCCAUCAACUGCAACAUCCUGCCCGACUCCAGCGACCCCGUGGAGUGCUUCCAGCCCUGAGCCGGCCAGAGCAGAGCAGCAGGGGCUGGAGCCACCCUCCCCACCCCAAAUGUCCCUCCUGUGCUCUUCCUGAGUAAAUACCCAGCUGUUGGGUGGCCCCUCAGCUGCCCUGGGGUCAGCCCCUGUGCCCAG